This is a messenger RNA of Orussus abietinus, 5440 nucleotides long. RefSeq lists its product as uncharacterized. The coding region runs from base 103 to 5376 and encodes 1757 amino acids. The transcript is spliced from 12 exons. The record is from RefSeq and is a predicted model, not a curated record. Lineage: Eukaryota; Metazoa; Arthropoda; Insecta; Hymenoptera; Orussidae.
AUUUUAGAAAUUAAACUUAUAUAAAAGAAAAAUUUUCGAGUGCUUUUUUAAUGAUUUUAUAAAGUGAGGUACUUUCAAAGAUAACGACCAAUAACAUCCACGAUGUCCAGAACUUACUUACGAGCCAGAGGAUUAAACAGAUCUAGAGCAUCACUAAGGUCCAAGGGAUCAAUGAGAACGAGACAGUUUAGAAAGAAAAGAAUGGAAGAAAUGGCGCAGCUUUAUGGCCUGAAACCUUAUGGUUUUUGCUGCUCGACGACUGACUUUGAUUCCGCCAUGAAAUAUAACGAGCAAAAACCUCCGUUUAAGUCCUCUCUUACGGCAAUUCAGUCUAUACAUGAUAGUCCGACAUUAAAAUUGAGAACUUCAUACGUAAUCCCAAAGUCAUCACAAUCGAAGAAAAAAGCAGUCAAAUCCAGAAGAGGAUCUACCGACGGUGAACGCGAUCACCGAAUUUCGAAAUUUCACUAUCCAACUUUGGCAUUGCGCAGACAAUUGUUAUGGUACAUAGAGGACGAAGUAGAUUUAGCUCAAAAUAUGAUUUGGCAUCAAAGACAGAAGACGUACAAUGAAGAAGCAGAUAAAGCUGCUCUUCUUGGAGAGAAGAAAGUAAAAGAGAGGAUGAACAAGCUGAAGGAUAUCGGUAAACCCCGAUGGUAUCAGGAUUUUUCCAUUACUCAGAUGCAAAACUUGAUGGAAUUAGAAAACGCAAUUCGUGCCGACAACGAAGAGAAAAUAACUACUCGGACGCAAAAAGUUCUUGCGGCAAUUGGAGUUACGUCUAGUUCUUUUAAAUUAUCGCCCUGUGUUAUAAGAACGUUGCAAAAAACAUCAAACCUGCAGUCAAUUGGUUUCUUCCGAGAGGUUUACAAAAAGCACACAGGAACUUAUUUCGAGGAAGAAGAAUAUAAAAAAGAGUAUGACUGCAACGAGAGAAUAAUCUUGUCUGCAAUUGCUUUCUUAACACUGCCGGAAGCUGUUACGGAGUUGGACAAACGAUUGCCACCUGUUGAAUUACCACAAAUUCCACCGAAACCACAACCCGUAAAAAUAAUGUUUAAAAAAAGUAAGGUAUCUCCAUACAAAGACUCCCUAUUUCUUCCUCCGGAUUGGGCCGCGUACAGAACGAGUUUAGAACAAUGGCGAAAACAAUGUAAACUGACACCAAUACCAAAAGUCAUUUUACCCCUAAUGGAACAGAAUUCUUCAGAACAGCAAAAGCACACGGAAGCUAAUACAAAAAUUGAUACAAAUAGCGCCGUUAAAAGAGAAGAUGUAAACCUGAAAGGAAAUAAACAAAUGGAAAAAAUACAUGGACAGUUAGAACUGAGUAAACGAAAUUCAGAUGGAAAUAAAAAAAAUACCACUGCUGAUAUAGUUACCGAUAAGACUAAUGACGCGUUUGAUUUUAUGAUAUCUGGUAUUGGACAGGAUGCCGGACAUAUAGAUUACAAAAUAAAUGGCACAUUAAGACCACGUUCUCGUACAAAGUCAUGGCUUGGUGAAAAAGAUCCAUAUUAUGUCAUUUCUGGUAUACACGAGAAUGAAGAACCCCCAAAUUGUCCCAUUAAUUACGAAUUAACAGGUGUUGUGAACGUCACUCCGGUUAACAGUAAUACGACAUUUUUUUCCGAACUAAAACUCGGAAAUGGUCCUAAGAAGAUUUACCCUUCAGGAAGGAAAAAUUUGUCAAAGAACUGGCAAGAGUGGCUGCAAAGUGUGGACGAGGAAUUCUUCAAAGUUGAGGCGGAGGCCAAUAGAAUAAUUAAAAGUGUAGAAGCCACAAUGAAAUUGGUUAUGCCAGGACCCAUGUGCGAUAGCUGUUGUGCUUGUAGGCAAACUAGGAAAUCUAAUAUAAAAUACCAUACUACCAAGACGCCAUUUAUGGUAAUUGAGUCCGUGGCAGGAGAUGACAAUGAAAACAAGUACAUCGUAGGAUCCAUAGCGAUGCACUCACCUGCACCGAGUCCUCCAGAAUCGACUGUUAAUUUGCUGGAAGUUGUGGCCUCCGAAGAUAAAAUAACGAAAAAUCUUCUAAUAAAUGGGAUCACAGAUGAGAACGGCAAAACGACAUAUUAUAUAGCAGGUGUUUCACAAGAAGUAGAGCACAUUCCUAAAAAAAUCAUUGCAGAGCCGCAUACUUCAAAAAUCUCUCGUAAUGUUCCUUCAUGUUCAUGUGCCAUUGAACGUAUUUUCAAUAAGGGUUUAAAACCUGAAGCAAGUAACGAUGAUAUUCCAUGGACAAAGAAAGAAGAUGUAUGCCCUGGGAAGAAAUUUCGACCCGUUGAAAAUUCUGCGUAUUCCUGUAAAGAGGCACCAAACGAUAAAUCGUGUCGAAGAAGCCCUUUCAAAAGGGAACUGAAAAAAAUGAUAGAGGGAGAAAAUACGGUAAAAUCUAUUUAUCCAUCAGAAGAAAGAAAGAUGUACAGUCUUGCUAAGUUUCAACCGUGUGGAGAUGAUGAUGGAAUGGCAAUUUGCAGAGGUCCUUGGGGAGCUACUAAUAUCCCUGAUCCUGAUGAAAUAGCUAGAAGAGAAGCAAAAGCUAAAGAGAUUCUAAAAGGUCCCCCUUGCGGAGAGAAGCCAGGUCGAGCAGUUUGUGGAGGACAAUGGGGAAUGAGAAUACCAAUUCCUAAAAAGAAGAAAUCAGAUAAUGCCUAUUCGGAAACAUUGAAAUUAUCCAAAGCAUUUCCUCAACCUUCGAAACCGUUAAAAAAGAUAAAAGAAAUGCGAGCUGUAAAGGAAACCGCUAAGCAAAUGAAACUAGCUGAAAAAUUAGCAAAGCAGGAUAUUGUAGGAGAAAAAGAAAAUGCUACAACGCAGCAGAAAAUAAGAAAGGAAACGAGACGAUUUAUUAACAAAAGAAUGAACAAUGCAAAUGAAAAAUCAAUGGUUAAAAAUCAAUCGUCACAACCAAGACAAAAUGUUAUUAAUAAAAAAAAAGGGAACAGCAUGAGUAGAUCUGCUAACAGAGAAGAAGAAAAACUGAAAGUAGAAAACAUAGUUGAAAGAAGAGGAAAAAGAGGAACAGAAAUCAACAGUGAACACCACAGAGAAAGGAGAACAUCUAAUUUUAAAAAACUUCAAGGCAAAAAGGAUCUUAAAUCUCCAAUCAACUAUAAAAAUGAAAUAACCGAAAAAUCUAAAAAACAAUACAGAAUUAGAGAUAAAUCUGCUAAGGAGAGUUCUAACAAAGAAGAAAAAAUAAGAGAGAUCAAAGAGCGGUUUAAGAAUAUGUCCACCUUGAAUCGAAAUCACAAUAUUGACCCGGUUCAUAUACCGGAGAAACCGAAGUUCUGUAAAGUUGAAUCUACUUCCGUUCACGAAUUAUUUCCAACUAAUGAGGAAAAGGUUUUACCUUUGGAAAAAUAUAGCAAAAGCAGACUGAAUGAUAAAUUAAAGCAAGGACCUUUCGGUUGGAAAACAAAAUCCCAACAAGGGUUACCGACAGAAAAAACAUUAAUAUUUUUAACUGAGCCUACAUAUCCCAUGGAAAUGGUUCCGGUACACCCAGGAGGAAAGCCUUGUAAAUGUCGAGAAAGUAGAAAUAAUCGGAGGAUUCUACUUUACAAUAUUGGUGGUACAAUAAAUCAAGGAAAAUCAAAAGGGCAGGAAAUCGCUCACGUUGUAGAAGGCGUUACAUAUAUUACACCUCCACCCAGUCCUCGGAUCAGCGAUGAGUAUGUCCCAGAAUAUGAUCUUCUCGAUGUUCCGGACGACACAUGUGUUAGAGAGGUGCAGCAAGAAAAACAGUUUAAAUAUACCGAACAAUACUUGGGUCCCAAAAGUCUACAUCCAAGAAAAGCAAAAAACCGACCGAUGUGCAAAUGUGGCUUUGGUAGUUCGAACGAUAAAAAUAAAAUAAAUCAAUUAAAACUGGCCUCCGAUUUGGCAGAUUUGGUCAACGAUGGGGAGGGAAUUGAUACUUUCGCCAAAUGUAGAGGCACGGGUCCAUGUUGGCAAACCACAUCAAAUUUUGAACAAAAUAAACCUGUAAUGCGGAAACUUCAAGUAAAGCGACCUGUUUGUGAAUGUAAAUACGAAAGAAAGAUAUUGAGAAGAGAGGAAGAAAGAACCAAAUGGACGGAACGUCAGAAAAGGUUAAAAUCUUACAAGAAAACUCCAUUUGUUCACAUAGGUGGGACGUUGAGGCCAAUGGAAAAAAAUACCAAGUUUAUUAUAUCAGGAGUGAAAAGAAUUCCGAAAGAAAACCCAGAAAAUGGGUCUAAUGUGAAGUAUAUCAUAUCAGGAGUAGCGGAUCAUUAUAAAAUGGCACCACUUAGACAUUUGAUUUCGGGUGUGACAAUGCAUACCCCAACAGUAACACCUGAACCGAGUAAACCAAAUAUACCAUGUGUAUGUAAUCAUAAACACUGGUCACUCUCGAAUAUUCCAUCGGGACCGACAUCAACUAAGCGUUCCAAAGAAACUGAAAAGGAAAGUGAUAAAAUGUUAAUCCCACAAUGUAGAGAAAAAACGCUGCAAAUUAGCUGCGGGAGGCUAGCUCCUUGUGAAAGAGACCAAAACUCUAAAUUGGACUUACAGAAGUUAUUUAAUCAGUCAGACAAAUACGACAAACAAAAUAGUAAAUUGGAAAACAUACAAAAAUGUAUAAAAGAAACUGGAAGCAGCAUUGAAUGCAGUGCCGGAGUAAAAACUCAAACUAAAAUUGAAAAAGAUAAACCAAGGUUGAAUGAGAACGCUAGAGUAGAGAGUCCCACAGCAAAAACAGGAAAGGAAAUGGUGAAAGAUAAGAUGAAUAUAAAAGACAAUGAUUUGACAAGGCGCUUACAAAACGAUUUACGGAGGUUUCACAAAACUACACAAGAACGACAGGACGAUGAAGUUAUAAAAGAAAAUAUGCAUGAAAUUAACGAAGACAGCGAUUUACUAACUAUGGUGAAGAGAGCGUUAUGUGACAUGGCUAAUGAGGGAUUUCUUUUCGCUAAGUUGCAUGCUAGUUUCAGGAUGCCUCAACUGCAAUACUGGAUUAAUUAUCGAAAAGGUUUUGUUAUUUCGGACAAUGACAAAGAUCUACUGUUGCGCAAUUCUGUUGCUGUUUGGAAUGCAAUGCAAGUGACCAAAAUGUCAAACUUUUCACCUCCUUCGAUGGAUAUGUCAAAGAAUCUUUUAAAAACUCUUACAUAUGACAGGGCUGUGGAAUUAAAAAAUAAGGUUGAAGAGAAGAAAGCUGUAUUUCUAAGUCAAGUUCGAAAAUCUAGAGUUUCGGCAGCUCGGGGAUUAUGGGACUCGAUGGAAUUUGGGAAAUAUCCAUCUACGUCUUUCAAACAAGCUUACUUCACCUAUUUACCUGGUAAAGCAGAAGAUGGACACGUUUUUCGACCAUGGAAACGGUCAGACAGUAACAAAGAACGAUAAUUACUAUUCCUUACAGGAGCCGGACUUAAAUCAGAUUUUAGUGAAACCAUUCGCUUCAAAUUAU